Molecule: messenger RNA, 1082 nt
Organism: Ectocarpus siliculosus
Lineage: Eukaryota; Phaeophyceae; Ectocarpales; Ectocarpaceae
Source: the annotation of a GenBank genome assembly
AUGCCGAUGCCGAUGCCGAUGCCGAUGCCGCCCCCCUACACGGUAGAAUAUGCUUCUCUCGGUCCCGUUCGGUCGGUCAGACGGCGGUUGGUUUCCUCUCGUCGCAGCCCGGAGUUUCUUCUUCCAAGGGUGAUUCCAAAGAGAACGCUCUGUGACGUAACGUGAUGAGCUGCGCGGUGCGGCUGCUGCGCACGUCCUUUUCAAGCUAACCUGCCCCCCGGCCAGCUGAGAGGAGGCAGGCCUGUUCAUCAAACACCCCGCUCGUGGUGGGCGUUGUGAUGCCAUCGAAUCGAUGUGCUGGCAUUCCCAUCGUGCUUGGUUUGGUGCCUUUCCUGACCGUCGGCUGGCUGCAGUUGGAGGCGGUCGGUUCAGCAAGGCGUCAUCGGAGGAAACUCGAGCCAGGGAGAGGUGCAUAGCCAAGUAUCGAGCGUUUCGCCGUCGGUGUUAUAUGUGCUCGCUCCCGUACAUGUCGACAUAACCGUUUCUCGAGGUAAAUAGCGUACGUAGAAUCGGGGAUUUCCUAGACUUUAUGUUACCAUGUGCGUGUUUUUCCGAUAAAACUGUAAUCCAUAUUUACUAGGGACCAAGAUUUCGACGGAAAUGUAAACCCCUUGAUUCGGAGUACAGUUUUUCGGAAAUGGUUCCCUCCGAUCGGACCUUACCGGGAGAAUAGCUUCGGGUUUUGGGUCGACACCUACUUUUUUUUUGCUUUCUUUUUCUCUCUUUUACUGCUGUGUGUUUUUCUACUUCAGCCCCUUAUUAGUAUCAUUUUCUCUUCUUGUGGUCGCUGGCGAAUCGCACGAUUUCUUGUAUUUGGUGCGGCUCCAUGUUUUAUAUACCUUCCUGCGGUUGUUUGGGGACGUGCCGCAGAAGCUACGUAUCAUGCUAGUCAGUGCCACUCACAUGUUUUUAGAGGUUAGGUAGGUACGGAACGCCAUGUUCUGAAGAUUUUCAGCUGUGUGUGUCGCUGAGGGGAUCGUUUUUCGUGUUGUUUUGGUGUGUGAUAGGAUAGCAACAACGACUGGGUGGUACGUCGGUGGCGGGGCAUCGACACCGCACACCGGCCUAUACCUAUCUGCCUC